UGACGUCAACAAAAUUUUUGUGACUGCUAUGAACCGAAACAGCAGGUCCUCUUACAUAGACUCUUAACCUCCACCAUACACCAACCAUCAUGGCUGUAGCAUCGUCGACGGUCCCCUCGAAGGAGCAAGUCUUGAUUCCUGAGUCUCUUCUCAAGAAGAACAAGGCUCAAAACAAGACUCGCGAGCAGCUUGUUGCUGCUGCGGCUGAGAAGAAGGCGGCCGCUCAGAAGAAGCGCGAGUUGAUUGCCAAGCGUACUGAGGCUUACGACGUCGAGUACCGCAAGGCUGAGCGUGAGCAAAUUGAUCUUGCUCGCAAGGCUCGUGCUGAGGGCAACUACUACGUUCCCGAUGAGCCCAAGUUGGCCUUCGUUAUCCGUAUCCGCGGUAUCAACAACAUUGCUCCCAAGCCUCGUAAGGUUUUGCAAUUGCUCCGUCUUUUGCAAAUCAACAACGGUGUCUUUGUCAGAUUGACCAAGGCUACCCAAGAGAUGCUUCAAAUUGUUGAGCCCUACGUUACCUACGGUGUUCCCAACUUGAAGGCUGUCCGUGACCUCAUCUACAAGCGUGGUUACGGUAAGGUCAACAAGCAACGCACUGCUCUCUCUGACAACGCCAUCAUUGAGAACGCUUUGGGCAAGUACUCCAUCAUCUCCAUUGAGGACUUGAUCCACGAGAUUGCCACCGUUGGUCCCAACUUCAAGCAAGCCAACAACUUCCUUUGGCCCUUCAAGCUCUCCUCUCCCCGUGGUGGCUGGAGAGAGCGCAAGUUCAAGCACUUCAUCGAGGGUGGUGAUGCUGGCAAGCGUGACGAGCACAUUAACAGCUUGAUCAAGCAAAUGCUUUAAAAAGGACGUAGUGCUACCCGUUAGACAGCAAACACCUAUGGACGCAUGCACAGGACGGUGCUAGUUUUGGUCUGUUUUCGUAGUUGUGUAGAACUGGGUUAGACCUGGACGAUGUCAUAAUACCGAGCGGUUAUCCCGACGAGUGAAUUAUGGAAAGUGUCGUUCGGCCUUGGGUUGGUGCUCGUAAGUUGCGUAGUUGGGUUUGGUUGCCUUGUUGUCUCCUGCAUUGCACAGGGUCUAGUUAUUUCGGUCUGUUUGUUUGCAGUAUGGCGUGUAUUGUUUAGUCUGAG
Messenger RNA from Schizosaccharomyces japonicus yFS275, 1135 nucleotides. Its product is annotated as 60S ribosomal protein L7. Lineage: Eukaryota; Fungi; Ascomycota; Schizosaccharomycetes; Schizosaccharomycetales; Schizosaccharomycetaceae. The record is from RefSeq and is a predicted model, not a curated record. Gene Ontology annotation, molecular function: RNA binding. Gene Ontology annotation, cellular component: preribosome. The coding region runs from base 90 to 845 and encodes 251 amino acids. The transcript is spliced from 2 exons.